UCUCCUCUUUGCGAGCCGCUUUCAGUGCACUUUUUCGGGGGAGGGCAGCAAGGGAAGCGGCCCGUGUGGGAGGAAAGAGGCACUCUUACUGCGCACGCGCCGCCUCUCCGCGGGCUGGCCUGGCUUCCGGUCCGCGGGGCGUCCCCGUCGCCAUGGCAACCGCCGCCCCACAGGCCCCGGGGCGAGAGGCGACGCUGCUGGGAUGAUCCCGCCGGCGGACUCGCUGCUCCGCUACGAGACGCCCGUGCUGGUGAGCCGCAACACCGAGAAGCGCUCGCCCAAGGCCCGGCCGCUGAAGGUGAGCCCGCAGGUGCCGACGCCUACGGUCCCCGUCUCGCCGCCCAAGGGCAAGGCGCCGUCGCCCUCGGUGGACGCCGGCAAGCAGGCCGAGGAGAUCCUCAACGCCAUCCUGCCCCCGCGAGAAUGGGUGGAGGAGAACCAGCUAUGGAUCCAGCAGGUGUCCAGCACCCCCAGCACUCGCAUGGACGUGGUGCAUCUGCAGGAGCAGCUGGACCUCAAACUCCAGCAGCGCCAGGCCCGGGAGACUGGCAUUUGCCCCGUGAGACGAGAGCUGUACUCCCAGUGUUUUGAUGAACUGAUCCGGGAGGUAACCAUCAAUUGUGCAGAGCGGGGGCUGCUUCUGUUGCGUGUGCGGGACGAGAUCCGGAUGACUAUUGCAGCUUACCAGACCCUGUAUGAGAGUAGCGUUGCCUUUGGCAUGAGGAAGGCGCUGCAGGCUGAGCAGGGGAAGUCUGACAUGGAAAGGAAAAUUGCAGAUCUAGAGGAUGAGAAACGAGACUUGGAGAGGCAAGUUAAUGAGCAAAAGGCCAAAUGUGAAGCAAUUGAAAAACGGGAACUUGAAAGGCGGCAGGUAGAGGAAAAGAAGCAUACUGAAGAAGUCCAGUUCCUGAAACGGACCAAUCAGCAGCUCAAGGCACAACUUGAAGGCAUCAUUGCCCCAAAGAAGUAGACCCUUCCAGCAGCCCUGGGGAAGAAGUGCCUCCUAAGUGGCAAACUGGGCUUCCAGAAUUCAUUAUUCCCAAAUUGUGUACGGGCUCUCUUACUUGGAUCAACUAAAGUGCAAGCACACAGAUCAGCUUCCCCUUCCCCGUUAGUGAUUUCUCAGCUGGCUUGGGAUUUGCCUCACUAGUUCACACUCACCGGAUAUUUUUAGUUAUUUUUAUGCUGUAGUACUUCAGUCUGCCAGUACUGGGCAGGUCUCAGCCCUACAGCCAGACAAAGGGUUGUACACAUUAAAUCACAUUAAAAUAAGCCACAAUUCUAUAA
This is a messenger RNA of Rhineura floridana, 1287 nucleotides long. RefSeq names its product dynein axonemal light intermediate chain 1 (gene DNALI1). The record is from RefSeq and is a predicted model, not a curated record. The transcript is spliced from 6 exons. Bases 203 to 970 code for a protein of 255 amino acids. Gene Ontology annotation, molecular function: dynein heavy chain binding. Gene Ontology annotation, cellular component: filopodium; axoneme. NCBI's taxonomy places the organism in Eukaryota, Metazoa, Chordata, Lepidosauria, Squamata, Rhineuridae.